Messenger RNA from Aspergillus terreus NIH2624, 2466 nucleotides. It is a transcript of the gene drs1, whose product is annotated as putative ATP-dependent RNA helicase DRS1. The coding region runs from base 1 to 2466 and encodes 821 amino acids. The transcript has 2 exons. Lineage: Eukaryota; Fungi; Ascomycota; Eurotiomycetes; Eurotiales; Aspergillaceae. Gene Ontology annotation, molecular function: ATP binding; RNA helicase activity; nucleic acid binding. The record is from RefSeq and is a predicted model, not a curated record.
AUGGCACCUAAACAGAAAGAUGACGAUUUCGUUCUUACGCUCUCGGACGAUGAGAACGACGCUUUCAACAACUUCGACGUCGAUGGCGAUGAUGGCGAUGACGGCGAUGAGCUCGCUUCGUCCGGAACGAAGAAGCGCAAGCGCGAUACCGCGGAGACGACGCAAAACACGAGCAAGAAGCAGAAACAGCAGAAACCUGUGAAGAACGGUCUGAAGAAGAACAAAAAGGGCCAGGCGGAGACUCCUGCCGAGGAGGAGCAGGAGGAGCCGCAGGAAGAAGAAGACGCCGGAGAGGACGACGGCGCACUGGACUCGGAUUUCGAGUUCGACGUCGGCGGCGUUGCGAACACCGUGGUCGAGGGCUUUGACGGCUGGGGCAUGGGCAAUGCAGAGGACGAGGGAGCGGCGAAGAAGGGUGACAAGAAGGCGGUCGAUAUUGAUGACAUUAUCUCGCGGCGGCAGGCGAAGAAAGAGGCGGCCGAGGCCAAGAAGAAGAAGAAGCAGAGCGAAGCCCAGGACAAUGAGAGUUGGGAUGGUGUCGCUGAGGAUGAGGAUGCAGAGUCUGAUGGCGGCAUGUCGGUCGACUUUCAGGAUGAUGAGUUGCUUGCGGCGGAUGGGUUCGGCAUGGGCGCUGACGGAGAGGAUGAGAGUGAUAACGAAGAGGCUCAGGAUGAGUCUGGAAGCGACAACGAUUCCGACGAUGAUGAAGAGAAGGACAGUGAAGAUGACGAUGAUGAAGCGGCGUCGGAUAACGACUCCGUCGCUACGCCUGUCGGUCAUCCUGAAGAUGAAGCUUCCGAUAAUGACUCGGACGCUGAAAGCGAGAUCGAUGCUGAGGAACAGGAGAAGCGCAAGGCGUUCUUCGCGCCGGAGGAGGAAAAGACCAAAGAGCAAGCCGAUGGAGCGCAAAGAUCCUUUCAGGAGUUUAACUUGUCUCGACCCAUUCUGCGUGGUCUGGCCGCCGUCAACUUCACGAAUCCGACGCCCAUUCAGCGCAAGACCAUCCCUGUAGCCCUUUUGGGCAAAGACAUUGUCGGUAGCGCCGUCACUGGUUCAGGUAAGACAGCUGCCUUCGUGGUUCCUAUCCUGGAGAGAUUGCUCUUCCGUCCUCGCAAGGUCCCGACUAGUCGCGUUGCGAUCUUGAUGCCUACUCGUGAGUUGGCUGUCCAGUGCUACAAUGUGGCCACCAAGCUAGCGACGUACACCGACAUCACCUUCUGUCAGCUUGUUGGUGGUUUCAGUCUUCGGGAGCAGGAAAACAUUCUGAAGAAGCGGCCCGACGUGAUUAUCGCGACCCCCGGUCGUUUCAUUGACCAUAUGCGCAACUCCGCCAGUUUCACGGUGGAUACGCUGGAGAUUCUGGUUCUGGAUGAAGCCGACCGAAUGCUCGAAGAUGGUUUCGCCGACGAGCUCAACGAGAUUCUUACUACAAUCCCCAAGUCCCGACAGACUAUGCUGUUUUCGGCUACGAUGACGGACACUGUCGACAAGCUGAUCCGAGUCGGACUCAACCGGCCUGUUCGGCUGAUGGUGGACUCGAAAAAGAACACGUCGUUGACGCUGGUCCAGGAAUUCGUACGUCUACGCCCCGGACGCGAGGACAAGCGGCUGGGCUAUCUUCUCUAUCUCUGCAAGGAGAUCUACACAGGACGAGUGAUUGUGUUCUUCCGGCAGAAGCGGGAAGCCCAUCGGGUCCGCAUUGUGUUCGGCCUGUUGGGACUGAAGGCGGCGGAACUCCACGGUAGCAUGAGCCAGGAGCAGCGUAUUAAAAGCGUCGAGAACUUCCGAGACGGGAAGGUGGCUUUCCUUCUUGCGACGGAUCUUGCGUCGCGUGGUCUGGAUAUCAAGGGGGUGGAAACCGUCAUCAACUACGAAGCUCCCCAGAGCCACGAGAUCUACCUGCAUCGUGUUGGUCGUACUGCGCGUGCGGGCCGCUCGGGUCGUGCCUGCACUAUCGCCGCGGAGCCGGACCGGAAGGUGGUCAAGGCGGCCGUGAAGGCGAGCAAGGCGCAAGGCGCCAAAGUGGCUAGUCGGGUGGUCGACCCUGCGGUUGCUGACCAGUGGGCCAAGAAGGCUGCCGACCUCGAGGAGGAAAUCAACGAGGUGCUGGAGGAGGAGAAGACAGAAAAGCAGCUCGCCCAGGCGGAAAUGCAGGUCACCAAGGGAGAGAAUCUGAUCAAGCACGAAGCCGAGAUCAUGUCUCGGCCCAAGCGGACCUGGUUCGAGAGCGAGAAGGACAAGCGCGCAGCCCGCAAACUGGGAGCGGCCCAGCUGAACGGCCCGGAUGCUGGUCUCUCCAAGAAGGAGAAGGUGAAGCUGAGCAAUAAGGAUAAGAAGCGCUUGGAUGAUGCGCGCCAGCGUUUAGAAGGCAAGGCGGGUUGGAAGAAGGGCAAGGCGGAGCGAGAGGCGCCCAAACCUGCCAAGGGGAAAGGCAAAGGAAAGGACAAGAAAAAGGGGAAGAACUGA